AUGUCUUCGAGGGAGAGGGUAGGUUCAAAGCAUUAUAGCCGAGUGAGCCAAGACAUGUCAACAAGUGGAUCAUCGUCGGGGCACCACGAGACCAACUCUUCCGCUUCUGACCACCGUUACCACCGGAUUUCACACCCCGAGGUUCUAGAAAACAAGAUUGCAGCUCGAGCCGCUGAGAUAGACCGGCUCUCUAGUGACAAACGGAAACUAGCUGCGAGCUACGUAGCUCUCAAGGAGGACCUAACCGUGGCUGACCGUGAAGUCCAGGGGCUAAGAGCUCACAUCAGAAAGACAGAAACAGAGAGCGAGAUCCAGAUCCGAGCCACCCUUGAGAAGAUUGCCAAAUUGGAGGGUAUUGUCAACAACAGGGAGAAUAUAAGGAGGGAGCUGCAGUUAGCUCACAUUGAGGCUCAUAGAUUGGCGAGUGAACGCGAAGAGCUUGCUUCACAGGUUAAGUCGGCUUUAAAGGAGUUGAAGAAGUGUUGCAUCGAGGCAGAGGGUUUAGAGUCGUCGAGCCAAGAGCUUGAGCGGUUGAAAGAGGAGCACCAGAGGUUACGGGAAGAGUUUGAGGGAGAGAAGAGUGUGAACGUAGAGAAACUUGAGCAAUUAAAAGAGACGGAGAGGAACAUAAUCGGUGCGGUCAAAGCUAUUGAGAAGCUGCGAAGUGAGAUCGCUGCCGCAAGGAGCAGAGCGGUUGAGAAUUGA
This is a messenger RNA of Thlaspi arvense, 705 nucleotides long. NCBI's taxonomy places the organism in Eukaryota, Viridiplantae, Streptophyta, Magnoliopsida, Brassicales, Brassicaceae. The record is from the annotation of a GenBank genome assembly.